CAUGCUAUAUUUCUACUGUGUCUGUGUGAGAGAGGGAAACCACAGAGAUGAAGAAACCAGGUGGAGCAGAGAAGAAGAAAGUGAAACGAUCCCCAUCCAAUACUACUCCUCCAAGGGUGAGAAGUUUUCCUUUCUCAAAUCAGUUGCUGCUUAGAUAUUCGUAUGGGGCUGACGCGUAGGAAAUUAAGGGUAUUUUUGUAUAUGAAGGAUGAAGAGUUUGCGUCUGAGAAACAAGGUGCGAACAAGGACGUCUUCCAGCUGUUUGCCGAGAAAGUAAGGGAUCAUAAGGGCUUGGUGUCUCGUUGGGCUGUCCUGCAGGAAACACGGGUAGAGUAUUUCAGGGGAAAAGAUUUCGUCGCUUUUGUGAGAAAUCAUUCAGAACUUAAAGACAUACUAGAGUCAGAUAGAGGUUUGGAACCUGAAGAUAUUGCCAACACGCUGCUUAAAAAGAAUCUUUUAGUCUGCUGUGAUCGUGUGGUGAAAACUGUUCGGCCUGGGAAGAAAAAGUUAUCGUCUUGGCCAGCACAUUUAGAGAUAUACCAUGAUCAAGUAUUUUCUGAAAAUGACGCCUUUUUUGCAUGGGCAUUUGUGAAAAGAAGACCCCUCUGGCAAACACUUCUCUCAUUCUUCUGGCCGGUGUUAACACUAGCGAUCUGCUUGUUUCCUGUUUAUCCCCAUUGGGCCAAAUUGCUUAUACUAUAUACAUGUGCUGGUCUCCUCCUCCUUAUACUUUGUCUGCUAUUCAUAAGAGUUUUGAUCUUUGGCACUAUUUGGGUAAUAUUUGGGAAGCGUGUGUGGUUUUUCCCCAACAUUCUUGCCGAGGAAGCAACACUGCAAGAUUUGUUCCAGGUUUGGCCUCAGAAGGAUGAAGGCGAGCGACCUAAGUGGACAGCAAGGCUUUUCUAUGCGAUAGUAGCUGUGGUUGUUAUUUUGGUCCUGAGGCAUCAUGGUCCUGACGAGGCUGCAAGAGCCAGGUAUCAGAAGCGAGUUUCCAACAUUAUCGAUGAUGUGCUCGAGUGGUCUCCUAGAAUGGCUCUGUCAGGGAUGAUGGAAACCAUGGUCAAUGUCACCGACUCUAACGAUAAUGCAGCUGAUGAUACCAAAGCUGACAGUGAAAGAGUUGCUUUCCCAGAUGACUUAGAUGAAGAAACCAUUCCCAAAGAAGAGAUUGAGGAUGUUACUGGAAAUGUAGAAGAUAGUGAUCAUCAUCAACGUGACUUGUAAUUUAUAUAAAUGUUGAACCAUAUGCUUUCAAGAUUUUGUUUUUUUGUAUCAACUUUUAAUUCUCUUUUAUCGUAAAGUAUUUUGCAGAACUCUA
Messenger RNA from Lycium barbarum (goji berry), 1318 nucleotides. RefSeq lists its product as uncharacterized. The record is from RefSeq and is a predicted model, not a curated record. The transcript has 6 exons. Gene Ontology annotation, cellular component: endoplasmic reticulum; endoplasmic reticulum membrane. Gene Ontology annotation, biological process: post-translational protein targeting to membrane, translocation. Lineage: Eukaryota; Viridiplantae; Streptophyta; Magnoliopsida; Solanales; Solanaceae. The coding region runs from base 163 to 1224 and encodes 353 amino acids.